AUGGCGCGCUGGAACGUGGCAGGACAGCUGGCAGCCCUGUUGGCCGCCCUAGAGACACAAGAUUUUGCCCAGGCCGACGCUGCGGCCGUGCGUUUUGCCGCAGCGCUGCGCCGCUCCCCAGAAGGCGUGCAGUCGAUCAGCGCCGCCGCUUUUGACAAGCUGCUGUGCUACCUCAGCAGCCCGGUGUCCAAGAGGGCCUACCAAGUGGCCGCGUGCGCCACAUCUGCCUGCUUGGUGGCGGAGGGUGAUGAUGAAAGCCGGUUUGCUACGCAGAUCUGCCGCGCCGCCGGGUGCGCCGCCGCCCUUGUGCGCGGGAUCACCAGCCACAACGCGGCGCUGCGGUUGCGCAUUAUGCUGGCGCUGCCGUGCGUGUUUCCGGCCAUGCUGCACACCUUUUCAGAGCAGGAGCAGAUCCGAUUCGACACAGCCAUAGCCGAGGCGCCCGGCGUACCCGCCACAGUGGGCCGGCUGCUGGGCGGCAGCGAGGAGGCCGAGCGCAGCCUCGCAACCGGCCUGCUAUUGAAGAUGCUGAAUGCGGCGCCGCCCGCCGCCGCCGCCGCCGCCGCCGAGGUCGUGCGCCAGCCGGGGGCGCUGCCCGGCCUGAUCGCGGCUGCAGGCAAUGACAUGUUCGCGAUGGUCGCGCUCAACACCUGGCAGGAACUCAUACCGGCCGGCGUGGCGAGAGAGGACCUGGCGCGGGGCGUCGCCGAGGCGGGGGCUCGCGGGGCACUGACGCGCGUCGCUGGCGCGGCAGAGCGGCUGUUUUCCCGCAACCCCGCGAACGACGAUCUCUUUUUGGUGAUGGCCGGCGGCCUCACCGCGCUGUGCCUUCACGAGCCCGCCGCCGCGGCGGUCGCCGCGAACGCAGGGGUGGUGAGCGCGAUGAGGGGCGCGCUGCGCAGCGGCACCCGCGCCGCGGCCGCGCUGAGGCUGCUGCUUGCGCUCAAGGGCCCGUGGAGGGCGGCGCCGCGCCGCGUAGGAGGUGACCCCUGCGGCAGCGGCGGCGGCGGCGGCGCGGAGGGCGACGGCGGUGGCGGAAGCCUGGGCGACCCUCGGCUUUUGGCCGAGGUCGUGCGCGCCGCUGCGUCAGCGGACCUGGAUGUGUGCCUGCUCGCCUUCCGGCUCAUAUGGGACGGCGAUGACGUCUGGUCGGUCCCCCUGAUGGCUCCUGUCGCGGUCUCGGCGCUGCGCAAACUGAAUUGGGAACUCACAGAGUGA
This is a messenger RNA of Monoraphidium neglectum, 1218 nucleotides long. RefSeq lists its product as hypothetical. NCBI's taxonomy places the organism in Eukaryota, Viridiplantae, Chlorophyta, Chlorophyceae, Sphaeropleales, Selenastraceae. The record is from RefSeq and is a predicted model, not a curated record. The coding region runs from base 1 to 1218 and encodes 405 amino acids. The transcript is spliced from 2 exons.